Messenger RNA from Portunus trituberculatus (swimming crab), 1681 nucleotides. RefSeq names its product popeye domain-containing protein 3-like. The record is from RefSeq and is a predicted model, not a curated record. NCBI's taxonomy places the organism in Eukaryota, Metazoa, Arthropoda, Malacostraca, Decapoda, Portunidae. Gene Ontology annotation, cellular component: sarcolemma. Gene Ontology annotation, molecular function: cAMP binding.
ACAUCGACCAAAGAGAGCCAGGCCAAAUAUAUAUCUUCAGUGUGCUGACGGCGUGGCAAGGGGAGGGAGUGUGCGCUCAGUCUCCGUCUCAAUGAACAGUGCCACCUCGAGCAGUGCCACCGAGGGCCACCACAGCGCCACAGGACACUUAUACCACUGAACACACCACCUCCCUGCUCGUGAUCGCCGCUGCGGGAGUUAAGAGAGAGAGGGGGAGAGGAAACAGACGCAGUAACUGGACAGGAUGGCGGAGGAGAGCGACUUUAACCUCACCCUGACGGAGGCGCUGGCGGGGGAGGUUGAGGAAGCAUUCAACUCCACUUUAGACGACUGGGCGGAUCCUGCGAACUCAACAUUUUGGAGGUCAAUUUUCUCCUGUGACACUUGGAUAUCGCCUCAGCAUUUGCUCUUCCAGCUGGCCAACGGUUGCUUCUUCGUCAGCUACUUGGCGCCCUCCCAGAGCAAGGGCCUUCUCUUCAUGCACUGUGUCCUCAUUCUAGGUUUCUUACUGUACUCCACGUGGGCUUGGAAUGUGAUAUGUGCCCCUGAUGUCUUCUCCUGGAACUUCAUCUUCAUGCUACUCAACAUGGGACAGACGCUCUACAUCAUUUACCAGAUGCGUCCUGUCAAGCUGAACAAAGAGCUGGAAGCCCUUUAUGAGGCUCUGUUCCAGCCCCUCAACGUGCCACGGCUACUGUUCAAGAGGCUGGUGUCCGUGGAGUACGCUCAGGUUAUGUCCUUGCACGCUGGGGAGGCCUACGCGAUGCAGAAUCUCACGAGGACUGAUCGCUUAGGCCUGCUGCUCUCCGGGAAGGUGAACGUGAUGGCUGACAACCAGUUCCUCCAUUCCAUCACCAGCAUGCAGUUCAUCGACUCUCCAGAAUUUGAGUCCUCCAGAGCUUCGUUGGAGGACAAAUUUAAGGUGUCCAUCAUCGCCGCCACGUCCUGCAGGUAUGUUUGGCACCGCACCAGUUUGGAGUACCUGUUUGUGAAGGAGUCUUACCUGGCCGCCGUGCUGUCCACCUUGAUAGCCAGAGACAUCACCACUAAGCUCUACCACAUGAAUCAGAAGAUUGUGACUGAGAAGGGAUCACACCUCGAUAUUCGCCUCCCCUCCCUCACCUCCUCCCUCUCAUCAUCUUGCGGUGGGGACGGUUCUCUUCGCUCGCCUGCCAAGUUUUCUAUCAGGUCUGGGGGCGGUGGCGGGCUCGGAGGCGGUCACGGUGGGAGCGGGAGCAGCACUGGAGGCGUGGGCUGUGGUCUGGCGUCGUCCUUGGCUGGUGUGGCUGGGAUGGGGAUUUCUACUAAGCACUCGAGACUUGGAUACACUAUUCUGCCCACGUCUGCCCCGCGAUACGAGGGAAGGGAGAGACUGGACCUGGCGUAUAGAGAAGGAGGAAGAGGAGCAUACAGGGAAAAUGGUUAUGUACCCAAUGGACGGCCUGAGAUGACACCCCUUACUGAGCUACCAUCAACUGACUCCCUCACUGAUGCUACUCAUGAUAUACACACUUGGCUGGAAGACUCCUCGAGAUAUACGCAGAGAGAGUGAUGUGUCUGUGUUUGUGUGUGUGUGUGUGGGUGUGUGUGAGGGGAGGAUUGGCUACUGGUGAAGGUAUAGACGAAAAAGGCUCUCUUAAUCCAGUUUUUUAUUGUUAUGGAAAGGGAGAAAUGUGUGUGU